Molecule: messenger RNA, 1631 nt
Organism: Oryza brachyantha (malo sina)
Lineage: Eukaryota; Viridiplantae; Streptophyta; Magnoliopsida; Poales; Poaceae
Product: chaperone protein dnaJ 10-like
Exons: 10
Coding region: 209-1399 (396 amino acids)
Source: RefSeq, a predicted model, not a curated record
CGCUUUGCCGGACGCCCCCAAAAGCCCCGACCUCCGCCGCGGCCCAUCUCCGUCCACCGUCCGGCGAGCGGGCAACACUCCGGCGGAUCUCCCCUCACCCGGGAUCGGAUCGGCGGGGGCGGGCGAAUCGGGACCGCGGAGGGGAGGGGGGCAGCUCGAUCGACGGUUAGUUUGAGCUCGGGGAGCGGUGGGGGCGGCGGUGGAGGGGAUGGCGGCCACGGUGGUGGAGACGGCGUACUACGACGUGCUCGGGGUGAGCCCGACCGCCACCGAGUCUGAGAUCAAGAAGGCGUACUACGUCAAGGCGCGGCAGGUCCAUCCGGACAAGAACCCCAAUGACCCGCAAGCCGCGGCGAAGUUUCAGGAAUUAGGAGAGGCAUACCAAGUCCUUAGUGACCCUACCCAGCGCCAAGCUUACGAUGCACAUGGGAGAUCUGGCAUCUCAACGGAAGGAAUAAUUGACCCAGCAGCUAUUUUUGCAAUGCUAUUUGGGAGUGAGUUGUUUGAAGAUUAUAUUGGUCAACUCGCUAUGGCCUCAAUGGCUUCACUUGAUAACUUUGGUGAAGAUGAACAAAUUGACACAAGGAAGUUGCAAGAGAAAAUGCAGGCUGUUCAGAAGGAAAGGGAAGAAAAACUUGCAGAGAUUUUGAAAAACCGGCUGCACAUUUACGUUCAAGGAAAUAAAGAGGAAUUUAUUCAGCUUGCUCAAGCUGAGGUGUCCAGACUUAGAAAUGCAGCGUAUGGGACUGUUAUGUUAAACACCAUUGGCUACGUAUAUUCAAGGCAAGCUGCAAAAGAACUUGGGAAGAAAGCAAUAUUUUUGGGUGUUCCAUUUGUUGCUGAGUGGUUCAGAGACAAAGGCCAUUUUAUCAAAUCCCAAGUAACAGCUGCAGCAGGUGCAAUAGCUUUGAUGCAGUUGCAAGAAGACUUGAAGAAGUAUCUCAGUGCUGAAGGACAUUACACAGAGGAGGAGCUAGAAAUGUACAUGCAAAACCACAAAAAGGUUAUGGUUGAUUCCUUGUGGAAGCUUAACGUUGCUGACAUAGAAGCCACCCUAUCACAUGUCUGUCAGAUGGUGCUUCAAGAUGGAAGUGUCAAGCGGGAGGAGCUGCGUGCUCGUGCAAAAGGGUUGAAAACUUUAGGCAAAAUUUUUCAGCGGGUUGAGCUCAACAAUGGUGAGGGUGCAGCAUCGCAAAUGAAUAUAGAUAACUUGGACGACAACGAUGGUAGCUCCCCUGAUUCAUCACCAAGAAGGGAGCCAUCAUACAAUCCUAUCCCUAACCCUCCUCCUGCCCAGAGCCCAUACGUGGAGGCCCCACAGUUUGGCGGAGCCUAUUACCCAUUCAACUUUCCAAUGCCAACAGCUCCACCUGGUGCACAGAGGGAUCCGAUGCCAUGAGACCAUAUUAAGCUUUGCAUGUGCUGUUUUCUGUGCAAUAUUGCUGGUGAAACCCUAGGUCGUCUGUGUGUUGUAUCAUUUGUACCUGUAGUAGAAGAGGAAACGGGGGUACUCAGUUUACCCUUCGCACCAUUUCUUCGGCUGUGCAAUCACUCAUGGUAGCAGCCGUGUACUGUUGUGUACAGUUUGUUAACGCUUCUGUCUGGAGCAGUAGUAGGUCAGCAUUGGGGUA